Pomacea canaliculata is the source of this 2002-nucleotide messenger RNA. RefSeq lists its product as uncharacterized. NCBI's taxonomy places the organism in Eukaryota, Metazoa, Mollusca, Gastropoda, Architaenioglossa, Ampullariidae. The transcript is spliced from 5 exons. The record is from RefSeq and is a predicted model, not a curated record. The coding region runs from base 278 to 1513 and encodes 411 amino acids.
GUCAUCGUCAGGUGGUCUGAGUGUGACGUCAUCGUGGCAAUCUGCUCCAGCAACAUGACAGUCGAUAAGUUGCCUGUGUCAGGCCAACUAUAAUGUUUCUUGUCGCGAACAGAGAUUUGUUCGUGUGCAGAAGACUAUCGUUAAGUAAGUCAACUGUCCGUUGAAGAUACGUUUUGGACAUCACAUGUGAAUCUGAAUCACGUUUCCGAUAUGAAGACAUACGCCCAGCUCAGCGCCAAAUCACAGCUGGAGGAGAGGAGGGCCUUUAUUUUUCGUCAUGAUUGAUAUGGGUUCAAAAAAACAAAAGUCUAGCAGUGAUUGCACCAACUGCAUGAUGCGAUGUCUGAGACUGACCAACCCUCACAUUUUUGCUGCUCUUCUGACCGCCGCAUAUGUCUCAAGCCUGAUCGUGUGGCUGCUGCAUCACUCUUACUUGAGUCUUGUUAUCAAAAGACUACCAGAUGCUAUUGUGGCAACAACAACAAUAUCGACCAUUUCGGUUCCAAAACCAGAGACGUUUCCAGACCCGAUUUGCGUGCGGGCAAUAAACGAGUCGGUCAGAAAAUUGCCAGAAGAGGCGGGCAAGCAGACUGUCUUGAAAAUAAUUGUUCUGACCUACCGCCGACCAGAAUCUCUCGAGCGUUGCCUAAAAUCCCUGAACGAUGGCGUCUACAACGACACCAAAGUCCGGCUGGACAUUUUCAUCGACCGUGACGUCAACGGUCUGGUGGACCCGGAGACGCUGCUUGUCGCGCAUCGCUUUGUCUUCGAUCAUGGACCCACCCAGGUACACGUGCACCCGCAUCACGUGGGCCUGUACGGACAGUGGCUGCGCACGUGGUGUCUGCCUGUGGACUUGACCUCGGAGAUAGCUGUCUUCCUGGAGGAUGACGUCACCGUGUCGCCGUUCUUCGCGCGCUGGCUACGACUCGUCCACGCCAAGUACGACUCCUACCUGGCCAUCAACGGGUACGCACUGCAGAGCGAGUCUGUGAAGCAUGCGGAGGAAGUGAACGGAUCCAAAAUGUUGCAAGGGCCACCUGGCGAGGCCGUCUUUCUCUAUCCGGUCCUUGGAUCUUGGGGCUUCUCUCCGAAAGGAGAGGCCUGGGCGGAUUUUAUAAGAUGGUAUGCCAAAGCCAGUAAAGAUAACGACUUUGUACCAUUCGUGCCCGGUCUGAAGUCGUCACGAGGCUACCUGAAACAGCGAAAGAUGGGCAAGGCCAGCUCCAUGUGGACCAUGUGGCACAUCUACCACUCCUACCAGAACGGGCUCCUCACCCUGUACGCCAGUUUCCCCGGGCAGCAAGGCUUGUCCCACAACUGGAAAGAGCCAGGGUUGCAUUACAACGGAAUCUCCAGCACCCUCAAACCGCCAAACCUGCUGACUGUGUGGCCUGACAACCUUCACCUCCCCAACGACCCCAUCGUGCUGAACGCCAAGGGGGAGGUCAUGGGCAGACUGAACUUGUCGCACUCUGUCACCAAAAGAACUCCGUAUAGGAGCCAGCGCUGAACUCAAACGUCUGUUAACAUCUCUCUUCUAGCGUCAUCCGAACGAGAAAGUGAAGAAAAUGUGUUCACGUGAUCAAACAUUUAGUGAGUGGUGGACAGUUGGCAGUGUUUAACCCUCAGUGUCAUUACUUCAGUAUGACAAUGUGACUGUUUUAACGUGAAAGAAUGAAGAUUUUUUUUAACCCCGCCGCUCUCUGUUGAAAAAUAUCUUUAUACGCACAAAAAAAUUUUGCGCGACUGCAAGAGAAGUUCAAGAAUGAUUUUCAUCAAUAACGACGUGAAUUGUUUCUACACCUAGUGCUGCGUGCGGGUUACACAUCUGACUUUUGCUUGAAGGUGGCAUUGAACCAGGAACGCAGUGGACGCAGUAUCACUAACAUCGCCAACAACAGACAAAACAACUCACGAAGAAAGGGAAUCCUGAAACGAAAAACAUUAUUCCAAAGCUGCAGAAUAGAAAGGUGAUAACAAUACAAGGGGGACUACUCUG